AUGGUGGCCCCUUCAAGAAUUCUUCUCUCUAAGUGUUUCGAGUUCCGUAGAGCAGGUGAAUUUAUCGACAUUCGCUUAAAAGUGGGUGAUACACUUUUCCCAGCUCACCGAGUUGUACUCGCUUCGUAUAGCGAUUAUUUCCACUCCAUAUUUACUGAUGGGAAGGAAGCGAACCAGGAAGUGAUCGAAAUGAAAGACAAAAGCAUUUCACCAGAGAUGUUCAAGUUUUGAAAUUUCUGGAGCGUCAUUUGCAUGUUAAAUCGUUGUCCUGAUUCUAUCAGCGACAGAGGUCGAUGAUUUUCAUUGAGAAUCGGUCAAUUAGUCAGUCCGCUACUUGAUCAAGAAAGCAAGUUUUUAUCUAUGCACGGGGUAUCUAUAAUGAUUUACAAUAACCCAGAGACUGCAUGUCGUGCUGUCCGUACCGUGAUCGAUUAAGACCAUUUCAAUAAAAAUAUACGUGCGCAACAAAUUAAGAGAGUGUCUCUGUAAGAGCGGUCCGGUCCAUUUUGCUUGAGACACGGAUUUCGCUCGUUUCUCGUGUGUUGUAAGACAUUCAUGUACCUAUACUAAAACCACAAUCAGUUAGAUCGGAUCUCUUUAUUUUUCAGAGUUUUACGGAAAUUAAAUUUCACUCGAGCGAAGGCUUGUCGUGACACUUUUCAAGACUUUAAUUUCAUACAACUUUGGAGGACAAUUUACAAAAAACUACGGAACUCAGCAAAAAACAAAUACCACAGCCAUUUAUAUUAACUCUAUCUUAUCCAUCGAGGCGACUUUCGUAACCAUCACGUGUCAAUAAAGGAAACAGGAAGACUUGAACAACACCUUAUCGGUUCGCCUAAAUCACACACGCCAAAACCGAUCAAAUUCAAGGUAAAUUUUUGAAAAAGUGAGGCGUUCUUAACUGAUCCAACUAACAUAGCUAGGAAGUAGGUGCCAUAGAAAAGGUAACUACAGAAAAAAACUUUGCGGCCCGACCUAUACGAAAACUUUAUAACUCCGUGAACCUACCUAAUUUUCGGCAAUCUCCAAGUUUGGCCGCCAUUUUGAGGGACUUGUCAACAUGAAGCGUAACCGAUAUAAAUCAAGCAGGUAGAUUUAAAACCGUCAGAAAUACAUACGAAAGCAAUUCAAAUGAACUUUACUUUCAAUUUAAGUGGCAAAAUUUGAAAUUGUUCGUUAAACUUACCAUCCCCAUGCGACCAUUUCUUCCAACAAUUCAAACACUACAACUAGUGUUCGAAUUCCCCUCGUCGAUUCCACCGCAAUAAAUAGCCUGUGCUACCCAAGCUUCGACUCGAAUGUGAAGUACGAAUCAAAUAACAUAACUGCUUCAUCUUCGCGGCAAUAUCACGCUGGUAUUUUGAUUUUCCGAUCGACAAGAACGGUGAUCAGAAUCGAUCGGUUUGUUUACCUCAUAGACGUGACCGCUGACCAGCUGCUGAGUGAAAACAGUACGGUUCAGUGGCGAGGGGCGGGGUGAGGGUGGGUGCAGGCAGAUUAUCAGAAGAUUUUUGGGAUCAUUUGAACAUAUGCAUUAAAGUAUCAUGAUAAACAUUAGGAUUCUCAGCCUUAAUGCGAAGGCAUGCUUCGUGUUGCAGACAACUUUUAUUUUACUUAGUAUUCUUUUUUAUUUCAAAUACAUUUCGUUCCAAAUAGGAAUAGCAUCAGUUCAUAGAUUUAAAAACAAAUCUUUACCACGUAAAUAAAUGUGUUUAGAUAAUCGAGAUAACCAUUGAACCUCUUGUAUCGCACCGGAAAUAACGUGUCUUGUCUUUGCACAACUCUGAGAGCGUGGAGCGGCAAAGACGCGAGAUACGAGUCUCGCGUCUCGCGGCUUCUCCAUGCUCACAGGAUACGCGUGACCUCACUAUCUUUAAGAAAAAUAAGAGACUGCUCGAAGUCUGUAUUCCGUUCAACCAUUUCAUAAGAGUGACGCGAGUCUUCAAUUGAGUGAGAAAGUCACAAACCCAUUCUUUACCUCACGAGCGUAACCACUGACCACUCACGAAUUACAAUAGGCUUCUCCUUUGACGCGGAAAUUGAAAUCGUAUCGAAUAUACAAAGUUAUAGUGAGUUCCUUUAGAUCUCCCGAACUUGUAUCGCGUUGGAAACAAUUACAAGUACAGAAGAAGUCGUUCAUUAGGACUCCUUUUUGAAUAGCAAAGAUGGAAAAAACUUUGGUUCAUCGUGUGGCUUAAGUGGUUUGGUACGACUGUCUGAAUGCAAUGACGAAGUAAAACAUCAUUUGAUAAGCUGCCACCUGUCUAAAGAGGUUUUUAAGUGAAAAUGAGCAAAUCUUCGCAAAGAUUGGCCUAUUUCACUUCGCUCAGGAGGAUAAACAAAAAAAUGUGGAUUUGCUAUAGGCAUCGCCACACUCUGGGGAAGUUUUGGAGAAGUGCAAAGGUAACAUGUCAGUAUCCUGACCAUGAUGGUGUCAGGAAGCGUAUCCAAGGCAGAGAUAUAAUUACCUUGCGUAUGUCUCAGGACAUUCAAAAGCUGUUUGGAGUUAUUAUUCCAGUUGAAUCAGGUAGUCUUCAGUAACAUUUUCUGUUAUCUAUUUUUGUCACGUGACAUCUGCUCGAAAAGAGAAGAAAUUCUUUAUUAGAUGAAAGGUACUUAAGUGCACAUCACGUUGAAAAAAAAUAGAUCUAUGUGUAAGUACUUUUAAUUACAGAUGGAAAUAUGUACAAUAUUGCUCGGUUGAUAAUCAAUAAUGUUUUUGUAGAAGAUCAAAUCACCUGACAACGCAAUAUACUUACUCAUGCGAACGGUUCACAAUUAUUUGCGGUCAGUUUUCCUCAGUUUGUAUGAUUCUCAUUAACCAGUAUGAUUAAAUUUGCAGACUAAAACACCCCUUAUUUGAUUAAGAAUAAUAAAAGUAAACAGUGCAUGUCGGUUUUUAAUUCCUGAUGGAUGCUACUGGGCUUUACUUUAAGAAAUUUGCAAUCGCUUACCUCAGCUCUCUGUUUCCCAUGCCGUAAGAAGCACAAGAAAAAAGUUGAUGAUAGUGAGUCUUGGCUGAGACAAGAAGAAUCAGAAAAGAAUCUACGGUCCCUAGAAACGCCACUUUUAAUCACGAGACAACUAAGGUAAAUUGAAUUAAGUGUUAUUUGUUUUAUUUAAAACUAUCGUUCAGAUUAUAAGAUACGCGAAAAACUCUCCCCACCGAAUUUUCUUACAUUCUGUUAAUCUAAAGUUUCAAUAAUCAUAAAGGCUUUCUUGUUGAUCGUCUUAAUAGUAACAGUUUCCAGGAUCCAAGGGGAGCAAAAGAGAGAACAAUUUUCUGUGUAGCUAGGUAAGGCGACAUGCCGGCUUUAUACUUCUUCCGGCGUGAUAACGAUAAGGAUGACAACAAUGGGCAAAAAGCACCGUCCGCUAAUGAUGACGAUUAUCAUAGUUAUUAACAAAUCUCAGUUAUAGUCCUGAAAAAAAUCUCAGGGGGUCCUUUGAAAAAUCCACUUAAUCUCGCCAAAAGUCAAAGUUGCCUACACUCAUUCUAAGGUUUGUGCGAUUUUACGACGAAUUUUCAAUUCCGGUGUGUUGCAUGCGCGACUUUUGAUAGAAAAAACCUGCACGCGCCAUAACUUAAAAGAACGUGUCAGCGGAAUGAAUCAAAUCUCUAUCACUUUGCAUACAUUCUUGGGAACAGAAAAAAUUAUUUAGAGCAAACAUUCUAAGUAUAGUGUUCAUUCCGUGCAAUGGGGCAUAAAUAAAAGGUUCUGGUGGAAAAGACACCUUAUUUUAUACCACUGAUGACAAGCAAAAAGGUUAUAUGGGUACCCCGGUUAAAAAUGUAUUGAUAACUCUAUUUAAUUAAUACCAGUUCUAAUUUAAAGGAGAAAGUUAUGAGAAUAAAAUAAAAGUUGUCUUUACCACUAAGCAUUCCUUCACUGUUUAGACUGAUAGUCUUAGAGUUUUUUGAGCAUGUAUUCGAAUAUCUUAUGACGAUAAGCCCGCCACCCACCCCACCCCGCGCUAUGCUGUUUUCACUUCGCGGCUUGUCAGCGGUCACGUUUAUGAGGUAAAUAAACCGAUCGAUUCCUGAUCACCAUUCUUGUCGAUCGGAAAAUCAAAAUACCAGCGUGAUAUUGCCGCGAAGAUGAAGCAGUUAUGUUGCUUGAUUCGUACUUCACAUUCGAGUCGAGGCUUGGGUGGCACAGGUUAUUUCUUGCGGUGGAAUCGACGAGGGGAAUUCGAACACUAGUUGUAGUGUUUGAAUUGUUGAAUUGAAAGUAAAGUUCAUUUGAAUUGCUUUCGUAUGUAUUUCUGACGGUUUUAAAUCUACCUGCUUGAUUUAUAUCGGUUACGCUUCAUGUUGACAAGUCCCUCAAAAUGGCGGCCAAACUUGGAGAUUGCCGAAAAUUAGGUAAGUUCACAGAGUUAUAAAGUUCUCGUAAAGGUCGGGCCGCAAAAUUUUUUUCUGUAGUUACCUUUUCUAUGGCACCUACUUCCUAGCUAUGUUAGUUGGAUCAGUUAAGAACGCCUCACUUUUUCAAAAAUUUACCUUGAAUUUGAUCGGUUUUGGCGUGUGUGAUUUAAGCGAACCGAUAAGGUGUCAUUCAAGUCUUCCUGUUUCCUUGAUUGACACGUGAUGGUUACGAAAGUCGCCUCGAUAGAUAAGAUAGAGUUAAUAUACAUGGCUCUGGUAUUUGUUUUUUGCUGAGUUCCGUAGUUUUUUGUAAAUUGUCCUCCAAAGUUGUAUGAAAUUAAAGUCUUGAAAAGUGUCACGACAAGCCUUCGCUCGAGGGAAAUUUAAUUUCCGUAAAACUCUGAAAAAUAAAGAGAUCCGAUCUAACUGAUUGUGGUUUUAGUAUAGGUACAUGAAUGUCUUACAACACACGAGAAACGAGCGAAAUCCGUGUCUCAAGCAAAAUCGGCCGGACCGCUCUUACAGAGACACUCUCUUAACCAUCUACUCAAGUAUAUUUUCGGAGUCUUAAAUCGAACACUUCCUUCGCGAAAAAAUUUGAGAAUGUCAGCUGAAGAGAAGAAUUUUCAAAUGAUUGUCUCUUGUUUUAGGUGCUCGUUGCCAUUCAUCCUGUGCACUGUACUUCAAUAUUUCCCGAGGCAUCACAACAUGCAGCGAGCAUCAAGGACGGUGCGUAUAAUCGCAGGUCAGUACAGAGUAUGGCUUACUACUUUGAUGUCGAAGCGAAGCUAUGGGCACCUUUGCCAUUUGUAGCACAAUCAGAUGAAGAAACUAGCUGGUACUUUUGUGCUGAACGCAGUGGAAACUAUUUAUUUGUAGCUAGACAGAAGCAUAACAAUGUUAAUUCCAUAGAGCGAUAUGAUGUGGUAAAUAACUCAUGGGUUGAAUUACCAGAAUACGGAAACAAUCACAAAGUUGACUGCUUGUGUUCCGUUGGUGACUAUCUUUACGCCAUUAGUGAGUCAAAUCCUCCUCAAAGGUACAGUUUGACAAAUAACAGUUGGCAAGGUGGAGUAAGAUUAGAAGUAGAAGAAAGGUGUAAGAAGUUCAGUACUGUAUCAGCAACAGUGAUGAACUCUAAAAUAUAUGUAAUUCAUGGUUAUCAAAGAAAUGAAAGUGGAAUGAGUAACACCCGUUGGGUCAGUGAACCAGCUGUGGUUCAUUGUUUUGACCCCAAAUAUAAUUUGUGGAAAAAACUCGCGUCAACCUGCCAUCUUCAUUUUAAAUCCAGUCUUUUGGUUGUCAAUAACAGACUAUGUGUGGCGGGGGGUUGGGAACAUGAUACGGUUUUUCGUAAACCUGCACUUGUGGAAGUGUACGAUGAAGCUGCUAACACCUGGUCUGUAGUGCCUCAGAAACAUAUUCCCCCAAACAACUUGGGUGCAGUUGAAAUAGAGGGGAGGGUGUAUUUCAUCAUCAACAAAUUUCCAGUUGACAGUGGGAUAAGAAUUCCACCUGAGGAAAUGUAUCAAGUUGACUUAAGUGGUUGGGGAGAUGUAGCUAAAGUCGAAAGAGGAACAGUUUUGUGUUAUUUGCCUGUCAACAUGGCAAACUUGAGCAGAGAAAAAAAUUCAGAUCAAGGAUGA
Molecule: messenger RNA, 6018 nt
Organism: Pocillopora meandrina
Lineage: Eukaryota; Metazoa; Cnidaria; Anthozoa; Scleractinia; Pocilloporidae
Source: the annotation of a GenBank genome assembly